GUCUAUGCGUGUGUGUUCCGUCACACCUCAAGUCAGUGCGUCUGACCUUUUUAAAGACGUACUAUGCCAAGACCAAUAAGCAGGCAUUGGUCUUCUUAGAGGGUCGUCCAGGAUGGCUAGAUGGAACCCUGCCGGCCUUGCAACAGGUGCCAUUCCAUAAGCUGCAGGAGCCCUAGGAAGGGCAGGAGUCAACGGGACCCGGGGCCAGCCCUUGGCCAGAAAAGGCAGCCACGGUGGGCCAGAAGGGCAGAAGAGGACUGUCCAUGCCGACUGUUUAUGAAGUGGGGAAACAGUACCCGGAGACGCAGUACCCUGACAGACCCCUUCCAAUGUCCCAACAUGAGACAUCUCCGACAGCACUGCGACGGGCCAGCAACCACCGACGGGCCAACCCCUGCUGCCUUUGCUGGUGUUGCUGCUGCAGUUGCUCGUGGAAUGAAGAUCGUGAGCGGGCGUGGAGGGCGUCACGAGACACCAAACUGGAGACCAUCCCAAACUGUGAAUCCUGCGCCAAGCCAACCACCGAGGAAAUCAAGGGCUGGUCCCAGUCAUUUGACAAGUUGAUGAAAAACCCGGCCGGCAGAAACGUGUUCCGGGAGUUCUUACGGACUGAGUACAGCGAGGAGAACAUGCUGUUUUGGCUGGCUUGCGAGGAACUCAAAAGCGAGUGUAACAAGCACGCCAUCGACGAGAAGGCCCGGAUCAUCUACGAAGAUUACAUCUCCAUCCUCUCGCCCAAGGAGGUCAGCCUGGACUCCCGUGUGCGCGAAGGCAUCAACCACAAGAUGCAGGAGCCGUCGACGCACACCUUCGACGACGCGCAGCUACAGAUCUACACGCUCAUGCACAGAGACUCCUACCCCCGUUUUCUGAACUCCGCCAUAUACAAAGCGCUGCUCCAGAGCCUCUCCCGGUCAUCCUCGGAGUCCUAAGCCCCACCACCACCAGGCUGGGGUGGGGAGACGAAAAAGGGCGUGACGGUUCUCCUUUCAUACAGCAGGUGUUAAUUUUAAAAAAAAAUAUAUGGAUCUC
Molecule: messenger RNA, 1032 nt
Organism: Elgaria multicarinata webbii
Lineage: Eukaryota; Metazoa; Chordata; Lepidosauria; Squamata; Anguidae
Gene: RGS19
Product: regulator of G protein signaling 19
Exons: 6
Coding region: 264-932 (222 amino acids)
Source: RefSeq, a predicted model, not a curated record